Messenger RNA from Sycon ciliatum, 1412 nucleotides. Its product is annotated as alpha-soluble NSF attachment protein-like. Gene Ontology annotation, biological process: intracellular protein transport; SNARE complex disassembly. NCBI's taxonomy places the organism in Eukaryota, Metazoa, Porifera, Calcarea, Leucosolenida, Sycettidae. Gene Ontology annotation, cellular component: vacuolar membrane; SNARE complex. The record is from RefSeq and is a predicted model, not a curated record. The coding region runs from base 119 to 994 and encodes 291 amino acids. The transcript has 11 exons. Gene Ontology annotation, molecular function: soluble NSF attachment protein activity; syntaxin binding.
AGCCAGACGACUACACCUGCACUGAUUGUGUGACUUGAUAUUCCUAUGUUGGUCUUAUCUAAAUAAAGUAGAGGACCGUUGCUUCAUAGGUUGUUGUGGCAUAUGCUGACCUGAGAAAAUGAGUGAGGACAAGGCUGCGAAGCUGGUUGAGGAGGCGAAGAGAAAAGUAGCAUCGGCGGAAUCGUUUCUCGGUGGAAUCUUCGGAGGAACACAGAAGCUUGAAGAUGCAUCAGACAUGUUUUCACGCGCUGGCAAUGCCUACAAGAUGGCCAAAGCUUGGGACAAGGCCGGAGCUGCAUUUGUCGAAGUUGCCAACCUGCAAAACCGUCUUCAGAGCCGGCAUGAAUGUGCUAGCCAGCUAGUGGAAGCAGCAAACUGCUACAAGAAAUGCAAUGUGGAAGAAGCUAUCAGUUGCUUGACACGUGCAAUUGAGAUAUUCACAGACAUGGGACGGUUCAACAUUGCUGCCAAGCACCAUAUGGCCAUCGCUGAGUUGUAUGAAACACAAGAUGCCAACAUCAAGGAGGCCAUUCAGCACUAUGAGCAAGCAGCAGAUUACUAUCGCGGUGAAGAGUCAACAAGUUCUGCAAACAAGUGUUUACUGAAGGUAGCUCACUUCUGUGCACAGCUGGAGCAGUAUGAACAGGCAAUUGAAAUCUAUGAGCAGUGUGCAACGACAGCAUUAGACAACACUCUGCUGAAAUGGUCUGCCAAGGACUACCUCUUCAAGGCGUCCAUCCUGAAUAUGUGUGUGGAUCCACUGCGUGGAGCGGGAGCACUAGAUAAGUACCAGGGCCUCUAUCCAGCCUUCAAUGAUUCACGAGAGGGCAAGUUUGUCCAGACAUUACUUUCAGCUCAUGAAGAACAGGAUGUUGAGGCCUUCACAGCUGCAGUGAAAGAGUAUGACUCGAUCAGCCGUCUCGACCCCUGGCUCACCAGUAUGCUGCUGCGUGUAAAGCGAUCUUUCUUGGAUGGCGAGCCAGACCUGAAGUAAAUCGCAUUAUUUACUUUUAAGCUGUGUAUAGGUGAACUAUGUUAGUGGUACAUUGUACAUGUGUACUUAGCUAUUUUUGUCUUGUUGUCUCAGGUGUGUUGCUCAUUUGGUGCCAGCCCAGAAUCCUUGCUAAUUCUUUUAUAUUUCAUGCACGCUUGUGCUGUUUGACGAUUAGCUUGCAUCUGGCACUCCUAUUUUUUAUAUUACGCACAAUCCCCUCGCUACUGUUGACAACUACUGUGCCUAUCAUAUCGUAUUUUUUCUGCGUGCUCUGUUUUCUUCAAGUCAAGUGCUUGACAAAGUGUGCUUUUGCAUUUGCGUCUGUGUAGGUAGGUUUACAAGAGACGCGUUCUUUGGAUGAUAAUCAUGAAAUUUUACUAGUGCUUCGAAGUAAAUCUUGUGCAAGAUGCUACAAUCA